Messenger RNA from Nothoprocta perdicaria, 2638 nucleotides. RefSeq names its product prostaglandin E receptor 4 (gene PTGER4). Gene Ontology annotation, biological process: positive regulation of cytosolic calcium ion concentration; negative regulation of inflammatory response; cellular response to prostaglandin E stimulus. Gene Ontology annotation, cellular component: plasma membrane. Lineage: Eukaryota; Metazoa; Chordata; Aves; Tinamiformes; Tinamidae. Gene Ontology annotation, molecular function: prostaglandin E receptor activity. The record is from RefSeq and is a predicted model, not a curated record. The coding region runs from base 56 to 1474 and encodes 472 amino acids. The transcript is spliced from 2 exons.
UUGGAGACUCUCUCUCACUUCUCGCUGCCAUCCAGCGGCGGGCGGCGCGGGCAUCAUGUCCUUCAACUCCACCAUGAUGCCACCUGCGAACGGCUCCGCGAACGGGACGGCGAGCGAGGGCGGGAAGCCCCCCACCAUCCCCACCGUCAUGUUCAUCUUCGGCGUCGUGGGCAACCUCAUAGCCAUCGUGGUGCUCUGCAAGUCCCGCAAGGAGCAGAAGGAGACCACCUUCUACACGCUGGUCUGCGGGCUGGCGGUCACCGACCUGCUGGGGACCUGCCUGGUGAGUCCGGUCACUAUCGCCACUUACCUGCAGAACCGCUGGCCGGGGGGACCGGCGCUGUGCGAGUACAGCUCCUUCAUCCUCCUCUUCUUCGGACUCUCUGGCCUCAGCAUUAUCUGUGCCAUGUCUAUAGAGAGGUACCUGGCCAUCAACCAUGCCUAUUUCUACAACCACUACGUAGAUAAGAAGCUGGCAGGGCUCACGCUCUUUGCCAUCUAUGCUUCCAACGUGCUGUUCUGCGCCCUCCCCAGCAUGGGGCUCAGCAAAUCCACCUUGCAGUACCCCGACACUUGGUGCUUCAUAGACUGGCGAGCCAAGGAGGCCACGCACGCCGCGUACUCCUACAUGUACGCCGGCUUCAGCUCCUUCCUCAUCAUGGUCACCGUGAUCUGCAACAUCCUGGUGUGCGUGGCCCUCAUCCGCAUGCACCGCCAGUUCAUGCGGCGCACAUCCCUGGGCACGGACACCACCUCCAGCCGCUUAUCUGACUUUCGCAGACGCCGGAGCUUCCGUCGCAUGGCCGGAGCGGAGAUCCAGAUGGUUAUUCUGCUCAUUGCCACUUCCCUGGUGGUGCUCAUCUGCUCCAUUCCUCUGGUGGUCCGCGUCUUUGUGAACCAGCUGUACCAGCCUGAGACAGUGAGGGACAUCAGACAGAACCCUGACCUGCAAGCCAUCCGCAUCGCCUCCGUGAACCCCAUCUUGGAUCCGUGGGUUUACAUCCUGCUCCGCAAGACCGUGCUCAGCAAAGCUAUCGAGAAGAUCAAAUGCCUCUUCUGCCGCAUCGGCGGCGCUCGGCGGCAGCACCCGGGUGGCAACUUCAAYUGCGUGGACGGCCGCAGGACCUCGUCUGCCGUGUCCAGUCAGUCGCCCUCCUGCAUCUCGCGGGAGCUGCGGGAGAUCAGCAGCACCUCACAGACCCUGCUCUACCCGCCCGAGCUGAGCGAAAGCAGCGUCGGGGGCCGCGUGCUGCUGCCGGGCGCCGGCGCCAGCCUGGCGCAGUCCGACACUACGUCAGUCAGGACGCUGCGCAGCUCGGAGACCUCGGACUCCUCGCAGGGCCAGGACUCUGAGAACGUCUUCUUGGUGAACGAAAUCGCGUCUGGCAGUGGGGCUAGCUCCACAUCCAAAGGCAGCCCGCUCCAGGUCACCUUCCCAUCUGAAACAUUGAACUUAUCAGAAAAAUGUAUAUAGCAGUGCAAGUCACCAACCCUUAGGAUCCUUCCCGGUAUAUUGGAAAAACUGGUGCAAUAGGCAGGUAUUUUACCUGUUGAAGGGGAGAGGGGUUCAGCUACGCUCCAAAGGGCUAUUUUUCUCUUGCUGUGUGAUGGGUACAUUGCAUUUAGACUACUGAGGACUGUAUGGAACAGACAUUGCACUUGUCCCUGUCAUUGGAACUUGUACAAGACAGGUCUAGCAGGACUGGAAGCACAAACUGUCGUGUUCCUGGACACAGGGGAGCKACCAGCUCUGGAGUAAAAUGAUCCAUCACUUGCUUUCCUUUCCUUUCUUCAUCUGCCCACAUCUGGUAGAACUGUUUUUUCUCUCCCGUGGCUGCUCAGCUAUAAAGGUUUCCAGCUUCUGGUACCAGAGCUAACGGUGAGGCAGCUACUYGGAACUGGACAGAGCUCUGCUCUAACAGCUACCUGGGGCACUCACUAAAGCAUGAAAAUGUGAAUUUUUACUGUUGUAUAUAUGUCAGGAUUGAAAAUAUUUAAAAGUGUAUUCUUCUCUAUGAGAAGGUUUUGUAUUAAUACAAGGUAUAUAGAAAUGAUUGCCAGCCUUGUCUUGCCCCAGUACUGCCUGCUGGGAAGACAUUCUUGUUUUAGGUUUGUUGGCUGUCCUAGAUCACAAGCUGAUGGGAGUUAGUUCUCUGUCUAGGAAUAAAUAAAAGCUCUGAGUGAAAUGGGAACAUGUGCUACCAAGAGAGAAAAAGAAAACAUCCUUUCAGCUAAGAAUAUUUCCUUUUCAGUAUAUGUACAUACUAGAAAGCCAGAUUUUAUUUAUGUGCUGACAAUGUUUCUGUAACACUCCUCUUGGAGUACUCCAGCCCACAUUCUGCACACACUUAAACACACACUUAACAUUGCCCAACUGAGUAGUCCCUCUGCUGCCAGAGAGACUCCUUACAUAUAAAGUUAAGGACAUAUAGAAAUGCUUUUAAAUAUCAGGACCUAAAACUUUAAAUCCCUGGUUAAUAGUCUUACUAUUCACUUUAGUUAAAACAUCACUGAUGUAAUAAAGGUAUUUUUUCAUAGCAUUUAUCAUUUUACUUUAAAUAGYAAAUAGAGUUUUUAUGACUGUAUAAUCUGAUAUUCCAUCAAAUAAACACACAAAACCAUGGAAGCAGAAUCUUCA